This is a messenger RNA of Ilex paraguariensis (yerba mate), 994 nucleotides long. The record is from the annotation of a GenBank genome assembly. NCBI's taxonomy places the organism in Eukaryota, Viridiplantae, Streptophyta, Magnoliopsida, Aquifoliales, Aquifoliaceae.
CCUUCCAUUCUCUCUUCUUCUCUCUCUCUCUCUCUCUAUAACUUGCACUCUCUUUGUAGAAGUUGUAGCCGGAAAAUGGAGAAAGGAGAGACCUCCAUGGCCGAAGAGCAACAACAAACCGAAGAAACGGCCACGACCCAUCAUUUGACGAUCCCACCUGUUCUGACCCAGGACGAGUUCGACGAGUUGAGACCACUGAUCAUCGAGUUCCACUCAUACCGAGUCAACACCGGCCAAUGCUCAUCCCUACUUGCCCAACGCAUCCACGCGCCACCUGACACCGUCUGGUCCGUCGUCCGACGCUUCGACAAUCCUCAAACCUACAAGCACUUCAUCAAGAGCUGUGCCGUGAAAGAAGACUUUAAAAUGACGGUAGGUGACACUCGUGAGGUGAACGUCAUAUCGGGUUUGCCAGCGGCGACUAGUACAGAGAGAUUGGAUAUUCUUGACGAUGACCGCCACAUCACGGGGUUUAGUAUCAUCGGCGGCGAGCAUAGGCUGAGUAAUUAUCGGUCGAUCACCACGGUGCAUGGGUUUGAGCGUGAGGAGAGGAUCUGGACCGUGGUCUUGGAAUCGUACGUCGUGGAUGUGCCGGAGGGUAAUUCCGACGAGGAUACGACACUGUUUGCCGAUACGGUGGUGAGGUUGAACCUGCAGAAGCUAGCGUCGGUCAGCGAAGGUAUUGCACGCUAGGCCGCCGACGGCCAGUCUCAGGUGAAGAUGUAAAUUAAAAAAAUAGCAUUGCCGGGGAAAAAAAAUUAAAAAUAGUUUCUUUUUUUAAUUUCAUCCAGUUGUUUAUUUUUAAUGUGUUAGGUUUUGUUUUUGAUUGUGAAAUCCCCAGAACGUCCUUUGUCUCAAAUGGGAGAUGGGCUUUUUUUUUUUUUUUUAUAUCUGUGUUACUAGUUACAUGGGUUGGGAAGGGCAUUAUAGACAAUGUGGAUGCAUAAAAAUGCUUGAUAUGAGGUUGGUGGUGUAAUUUUGUUUGGUUCUUUUU